Messenger RNA from Branchiostoma belcheri (Belcher's lancelet), 2479 nucleotides. RefSeq lists its product as uncharacterized. Bases 83 to 1675 code for a protein of 530 amino acids. NCBI's taxonomy places the organism in Eukaryota, Metazoa, Chordata, Leptocardii, Amphioxiformes, Branchiostomatidae. Gene Ontology annotation, molecular function: 2-oxoglutarate-dependent dioxygenase activity; calcium ion binding. The record is from RefSeq and is a predicted model, not a curated record. The transcript is spliced from 11 exons.
UUUGCAAAAUCAUAGCCAGUUGCUUAGGUAACUGUUUUUUCGUGUUUAAUGUGCUUCAUUGUUUGUUCCGUGUUGAAUAAGCAUGGAGCAAGUGUGGAAGUUCCUCCUCCUCCUGGCCGUGUGUGGACCACACUCCAUCACUGGUGACUCCGCCCUCCCUGUGGGUCACCUGCAGCCUCUGGGGGGUCAUCGACCUCCGGAUGUCCCCAUAGAUGAGCUGCACAACAUCCCACAUCCACGGGAAUUCUGGGACAAGUAUGUGAAACAUGACAAGCCGGUGAUUCUGCGGGGUGCCGCCAAAAACAGUCCUGCCUUCACAUUAUGGACAGACGAGUACCUGAGGGACAACUACGGAAAACUAGAGAUUCGUCUUGACGGCAAAAAAGAGAAAAAAAGCGGGAUUCCGAUUGGAGUAAAUGGCAUAGUAGGACGAGACACCAUGGAACACGUCCUGGACACCUAUCAUGACCAAGACGUAGAUGUGUACGUCAUUUCACAGUUACCCACCGACAUGUACCAUGAAGUCCUGGUACAGCCUUGUCUCACCUGUGGCUCCUUCCGUAAGAGUCUUGUGGAGAUCUAUCUAUGGAUGAGCUCUAACGGUAGCAGCAGCGUUAUCCACAAGGAUCCCUUAAACACCAUGAACUGUCUGUACAACGGCACCAAACACUGGAAACUGAUCGAGCGCAAGUACGAACCUCUCAUACACAAGCACUGGGAGCCGUCACGGGCGCAUGGUGGGUUCUCAGACGUUAAUGUGCACAAGGUUGAUCUUCUGGAACACCCCAACAUCGCCAAAGUGCGCUGGUCUAACUUCACCACUCAUGCAGGGGACUGUCUGUAUGUACCCAAAAGUUACUACCACCAGGUGGAGUCAGUCGGGGAUAAGAACGUCGCCGUGGCUAUCCUGUUUGCCAGGCUAGAGGAGUUUGAUGACUCUGACUGUGACACACAGAAGGUGGAGUACACACCUCUCAGCGACUUCGAGGUGAUGUGGAAUUGGUCAGGGUUUGGAAACAUGACCAUGGGAUGUAUGGAUUUGGAGAUGCCGGGAAUAAGGCACGACCUGUAUGGCCUCCUGGAACAUAGCGAUGGAAAAAUUACCAAGGAUGGCAUCUUACAAGUACUCAACGUGGUUAUACCUGAAUAUGAUGACGACUUUCGAAUGAAGAAGGCAGAAAGGAGUUUCAAGGCUAUAGAUGUCAACUCUAAAGGCUACCUCACCAGGGAGGAUGUUGAAGCCUUGGACUGGGAUGCGCUCAGGGCCUACGCACUGGAAUUCGAAAUCUCGAAUCCUUCCAACACAGAGCUGUAUGAAUACUCCAUCAACUCACCUGAUGAGAUCCGGUACAUUAUGGAGCUGCUGGCUAAGGAUAAUGGCAAGAUGACCAGAGCCGAAUUCGUUCAUCUCUACACGACCGUACUUCAUGGGACUGAAACCUAUGCAACAGAGAUUUUUGACCGGCUGGUUGAGGACCUUGAUGGAGAUGUAGUCCAUGCUCAGGACCUGACGGAGGAGAGGAUGGAGUACGCCCUGGAAAACUGGCUCAUCCGGGACGAACCGGAGAUGACUCCGGAGAUGGACGUGGGAUUUUAUGAGAGGAUGAAGGAACUUGGACAGUAUAUUGAUGUUCCAAAUUUUGGCGGUGAUGCUAUAGAGCAUACUGAGCUUUAGCUUCACUGGUAUUCAAACAUAUCAUUGUUCGGUUGUCAUCACAAGAAAACGCGUUAGACAAGUACAUAAUACCAAAAAUAGUACCUGAACUUGUUACAUUGAAUUUAGCUUCUUUUUACUUGCAACUGGUGGUACGUAAAUAAGUAACACUGAUGUACACUAGCUAAUUACUUUCCUACGCAAAAUAAUAAGUACUCACUUUAUAUUUCACAGUAAAUAUUAUGUCGCAUUCUUGAGUGUAUAUUGUUUUAAGUUGGUUAAAGUAUGCCAUAAUCACUUCUAUCACUAAUGAUGUCAUGAGGGAUUAAUGAACUUAGGAGCUGCAAACGCACGUAGAUAGGCUUUUCUGGGUGUAGUUUUAUUUGGAAGAUGGAGUGUAUGAGAUUAUAUGUUCGGUGAAAGGACAAGUACAUCGUACCUAAAAUAGUACCUGAAUAUGUUGCAUUGAAUUUAGCUUCUUUUUACUUGCAACUGGUGGUACAUAUCACUGAUAUAAACUAAUUACUUUCACACACAAAAUUAUGUGUACUCACUAUAUUUCUCACAGUACAUAUUAUGUUACAUUCUUGAAUGUAUAUUGUUUAUGUUGGUACAAGUCUAGCCUAAUAUCACUAAUAAUGCCAUGAGGGCAAAAUCAACUGAGGAGCUGCAAACGUACGUACAUGAAGAUAGGCUUUUCUGGGUGUACUUUUAUUUAGAAUAUGGGCUGCAUAAGAUAAUGCAUGAUACUUAGAGGUGAUUAUAUGUUCGGUGAAAGUAAUCAAUUUUUUUUCGAAAUUUAGGUGAAUGAAAUAAAGCUAUAUG